UUGAGGUUGUAGGUUUGUCCAAAAUAAUGUUGAUAUGUUUUCUCGCCCCUUCUCCCUCCUGUUGCUCGAUUCCUCUGAAUCGAAUUCUUGAUAAUCUUUGAGUUGGGAUCCACUCCAGAUCUUCUUCCAAUCCAGUCCCCCCCACCAUGCAUUCCAUCUCGUGAUUAGGUUCCUCGUUCGACAAGGAACCAAUGGCGCCCGGGCAGACGCGCAUCGACGCCGUCCGGCGGCAGCCGGAGCAUGCCGCCGCCUCCUCCUCCUCGUACUGUUCUGCCACCACCGUUACCGUCUUCGUCGGGCUCUGCCUGCUCGGCGUCUGGAUGACCUCCUCCACGCUCGUCUCCCCCGCUGAGUACUCCCUGUUCCAGGCGGCCCCAUUGCCCCGCCGUCCCACCCCCGCCGGCGGAACGGAACCAGACGCAGCCCCGGUGGAUGGGAACACAACCACCUUCAUCAGAGAAGACGGCUCCGAUGAGCAGGAGGAGCCUCCUGCGGCGAGACAGGACGCCGUGGCAGAGCCCCCAGAGAGAGCAAAUCAGCCGCCUGAGGAACAGAUUGUGACAGAUCCCAAGGUGGAGAAGCCAGAUGGGGAUCAUGAGCAAACUAAUCCUGACGAACAGAAUGUGACAGAUCCGAAGGCGAAGCCGGACGAUCAGGAGCAGGAGUUGAAAAGGGACGCCGAGGUGUUCCCGGACGCGAGCCAGGCGGAGCUGCUCAACCAGACAGCCACAGAUUCGGUGACAUGGCGCACGCAGGCAGCCAAGUCGGACACAGUUACCGAGGACAAGGAGCAGACCGCCGCGGUGGUGUCGGGUGUCCCGACGACCGACAAUUGGAAGCUCUGCGAUGCCGAGGCUGGAGCCGACUAUAUCCCGUGCCUCGACAACCUGGAGGUCAUCAGGAAGCUCAAGCAUGACGAGCACUACGAGCACCGGGAGCGGCAUUGCCCCGAGGAGCCUCCGGCCUGCCUCGUCCCUCUGCCCAAGGGGUACCGGAGCCCGAUACGGUGGCCGAAGAGCCGAGAUCAGAUAUGGUACAACAAUGUCCCCCAUACUCAGUUGGUGGAGUUCAAGGGGCACCAGAACUGGGUGAAUGUCUCUGGGGAGCACCUGAUAUUUCCGGGAGGCGGGACUCAGUUCAAGCGCGGUGCUUUGCAUUACAUUGAUUUCAUUCAGGAGGCAAAGAAAGAUGUGGCGUGGGGAAAACGAAGCCGUGUUAUCUUAGACGUGGGCUGCGGAGUUGCUAGCUUUGGAGGAUACAUGUUCGACAGAGAUGUGCUUACUAUGUCCUUUGCACCUAAAGAUGAGCAUGAGGCUCAGGUGCAGUUUGCUCUCGAGAGAGGAAUCCCUGCUAUAUCAGCAGUUAUGGGCACGAAAAGGCUCCCGUUUCCUGGAGGGGUCUUUGAUGUUGUUCAUUGUGCACGCUGUAGGGUACCGUGGCAUAUUGAAGGUGGUAAGCUCUUGCUAGAAUUGAACAGGCUGUUACGCCCUGGUGGUUACUUUGUGUGGUCUGCGACUCCUGUAUACCAGAAACUGCCGGAAGAUGUUGAGAUAUGGGAAGCGAUGUCUGCUCUAACAAGGUCAAUGUGCUGGACAUUGGUGAAUAAAGUAAGGGAGAGCAUAAAUAAGAAAGGCGUAGCAAUUUUCCAAAAACCAAUGGACAACCGCUGCUAUGAUGCAAGAUCUGCUGCAAACCCUCCACUGUGUGGAGAAUAUGACAAUCCUGAUGCUGUCUGGAAUGUUUCAUUGCAGUCUUGUAUGCAUAAAUUGCCCACAGACCCUGCCACCCGUGGUUCACGGUGGCCGGAAGAAUGGCCACUGAGGGUGGAAAGACCACCUUACUGGCUGAACAGCUCAGAGGCUGGAGUGUAUGGAAGGCCUGCUCCUGAGGAUUUUGAAGCAGACUAUGAGCACUGGAAGCGGGUCAUACGCAAUUCAUAUAUGGAAGGCUUCGGUAUUGAUUGGUCUGCUGUCAGAAACGUUAUGGAUAUGAAAGCUGUAUAUGGAGGGUUUGCAGCGGCUUUGCGAAACAUGAAGGUGUGGGUGAUGAAUGUAGUUCCAAUCGAAUCGCCUGACACACUCCCAAUCAUAUACGAACGCGGGCUGUUUGGACUGUACCACGACUGGUGCGAGUCAUUUAGCACCUACCCGAGAAGCUACGAUCUCGUGCACGCGAACCAUCUCUUCUCCAAGGUUAAGAAGAGGUGUGAACUGUUGGGUGUGAUUGUGGAGGUGGAUCGGAUAGUGAGGCCAGGGGGGAGGCUGAUUGUUAGGGAUGAUAUGGAGACAAUAAGUGAGGUGGAGUCGAUCAUCAAGUCCCUGCACUGGGAGGUCCGGUUGUCUUACUUCCAGGGCAAGGAAGGCCUUCUGUUUGCACAGAAGACCAUGUGGCGACCAACUCCUUCUUCUAGUUGACUGAAGCUAAAAGCUCUCAACGAUUCAUUGACAUGUAUACAUAUAUAUACACAUUGUUUUUUUCAAAGAGUACAUACAUACAUAUAUAUAUUGUUUUUGUGUAGAAGAAGGUUGAUCUUGUAUAGCAUAGCAUACGAUGAUAUUGUUAUCGGCAAUUCAUUGCUCUUGAAUUAGCAGAGGAGGCAGUGUAUGUAGUGUAUGUAUGUAGUACAAUCAUCCUUGGUCAUGUUUUCACUUGUAAGCUCAGCAAGAUGAGCUUCACAUACAUAUCUGAUAAUAAGAUGUGCAUUUUUUCCGCACCCUUGUCAA
This is a messenger RNA of Lolium rigidum, 2723 nucleotides long. RefSeq names its product probable methyltransferase PMT26. Gene Ontology annotation, molecular function: methyltransferase activity. Lineage: Eukaryota; Viridiplantae; Streptophyta; Magnoliopsida; Poales; Poaceae. Bases 192 to 2414 code for a protein of 740 amino acids. The record is from RefSeq and is a predicted model, not a curated record. Gene Ontology annotation, cellular component: trans-Golgi network; endosome; cytoplasm. The transcript has 8 exons.